AUGGACCUUAGAGCUGCACGGACCCUCACCGAGCGAGCAAAAGAACAGUGCGAAAAGAAAGUGAGUGAAUAUACAGAACAAUUACGUGUUCUUAGGAAAAGUGUAGAAGAACAAAUUCUGGCAUUUAGUGAGUUUCCCUUAAAAGAGGAUGCAGAGUUUGUGAAACAUAGGGUGACCCAAACACUUGGAAAAUAUGGUGACUUGUCUGAAAAGUUUGUGGCCUACUUACAAGAAACAAGGACAAAAGAGAGUGAGUACGAACUUUCAGCGCAUGCUAUGGUUAACAGAUCAGUCAUGAGCAAGGCAGAACUGUUCAUAAAGGAACUUGAACAUUUCGAUCAAAGUGACGUUAAAGAGAAAAACGGACAACAACUAUCUAGUGCAGAUUCUACACAGUCAAAUAAAGAGACAGAUCAUUUUUCAGUCAAACAAGAACCCGCAAGUGUUACAGAAGAGUCAGCAAGUUCUUCACAUCUCAGCAAAGUCAAAGCUAGAUACGAAGCAUCAAAAACAAAGGCGAAGUAUGCAGAACUUACAGCAAAAUUAAUUAAAGAAAAGACGCAAAUAGAAGAAGACGAGGCAAUCGCAGCUUCAAGAUCAGCAAGAAAAAAGAAAGAUUUAGAAACUAGUUUAAAUCUCAUUAAAGUACAACAAGAGGCUGAAGAGGCAGAAGCAGAGCUGGACGCUCUCAUGGAAGAAAUGAGCAUCAAGUCAAAUCAUUCCGAGCAUAGUGUACGUACAUUGACAAGUGAAAAGCGAAAGAGAACCCGAGACUAUGUGGUAGAGCAAAGCAGUAUGCGAUCUGAAUUAUCCAACCAUGAACAAGCUUCAAGUGAAAGAACCCCAAAUCCGUUUGAUAAAUACAAACAUGAAACAUUUACAUUCAUGUCAGACAAAUAUAGGCAACCUUCGUAUAGAGACUUAUCUGUUCAAGAACAAGAUCCUGUAAUGAGAGAAAAUGCGAACCCUCAAACUAAUGAACGCUAUGAAAAACGCAAUACUGACAGAUAUGCACGAGAUUAUGAGCCACCAAUUGCGCCAAAAUUUCAUAGCACAUACGCAGGAAGAGACUACGAAUCGCCAAUUGAAAAUCAUGGAAAUGGAGGAAACGCCCCACCAAAUGAUCACAGUGUUAUGCAACGUGAACCAGAUUGCGACAACCACUCUCCCUGGGUCGGCACGGAACUUACCAAGUUUCUCGUUAAAAAAGAACUGUUGUUAUCGAGACUAUCUGCCUUCAAUGACAGACCAGAAAACUACCUUAUAUGGAAAGGCAGCUUUUCUAUCAUUAUGAAAGACUUGAGUGUCACCCCCAUGGAAGAGUUGGAUCUUCUCAUAAAGUACCUUGGAGCAGAUUCCAAGCAACAUGCGAUGAGACUCCGCGCGUCACAUCCUACCGACCCAUUGAAAGGACUCACCAGAAUCUGGGAGAGACUUGAUGAGCGCUAUGGCUCCCCAGAAUUGAUAGAAGCGAUACUAAAAGAAAAGAUAGCAAAGUUCCCAAAAAUAAGUACAAAGGAUGCCAAAAGGAUGUAUGAGCUAUCUGACAUAGCAUCUGAAGUAGAGUCAGUGAAGGAAAAUCCUAAGUACAAAACCCUACUGGCAUAUUACGACUCCUCCUUUGGCGUAAAUUCAUUUGUAUCCAAACUACCAGGAUUUCUACAGUCAAAGUGGACGGACAGGGCACUGAAGCAUAAGGUAGAUCUCGAUGUUCUCUACCCACCUUUUGCCGUUUUCACGAAGUUCUUGAAGGAGAUGAGCAUUAGAAUGAAUGAUCCAAGCUUUGCAUUUGACAAGGGAACUUCACCUUCAUUUGAAAACAGAGACAAGUUUACACCAGUGAGGGGCAAUAUUACCACCAUUAAGACAAAGCUAACACCAAAGAAGCCUAGCAAGUGUCCGUUACAUGAAACUGAUAAACACCCGCUUAGUGACUGCAGAACAUUUAACAGUAAACCAAUCGCUGAAAAGAAAUCCCUCAUUAGACAGUAUGGCCUGUGUUUCAAAUGCUGCAAUGGCAAGCAUUCAGCUCGUGACUGUCAAGAACAUGUAUCAUGUAAUGUAUGCAACUCCAAUAGACACUGUACUGCUAUGCAUGAAGAGAGAAGUACUUCACAGGUUCACAGCGGGGAAGAGCUACGCAGAACGACUAAUGAUGCAACUAAUCCAAGUGUGAGAGCAAGCUGCACCCAGGUUUGUGGACGUGAAGGAUUCAAAGGAAAGUCCUGUGCAAAGACAGUCCUAGUGAAUAUAUAUCCGGAACAACAUCCAGAACGGAGUCUGAAAGCCUACGUUCUCAUUGACGACCAAAGUAACAGGUCACUGGCGAGGUCCGAGUUUUUUGACUACUUCAACGAGAAUGCUCAUGAGAUCGAGUAUGUAUUAUCAUCAUGUUCAGGCUACAUAUCCACAACUGGACGACAGACCUCAGGGUACAUAAUCGAGUCUCUAGAUGGCAGCACAAGACUAUCAUUGCCAACCCUUAUAGAGUGCAACCAGAUUCCCAACAUGCGAGAGGAAAUCCCCACACCAGAAGUAGCAAAGUAUCAUGAACACCUCAGGGAUAUAGCUGAUGAAAUUCCGCCAUAUGAUCAAGACGCACCCAUUUUACUGCUUAUUGGUAGAGACAUGAUAGCAGCUCAUCAUGUGUUGGACCAGAGAAUUGGACACAAUUAUGCACCGUAUGCUCAGAAACUGAGGUUUGGUUGGGUUGUCAUUGGCGAGACAUGUUUAGGAGCUGCCCACAGACCUGAAACAAUCACCACCAACAAAGUUCACGUCUUGAGUAAUGGACGUCCGUCAAUACUACAGCCAUGCCCAAAUGAUUUUAGGCUGAGGACUCACACCAGACCAACAUCAGAUUUUGAAUUUGGAGAGAAUGUUUUCAUACAGACAAGCAGUGAUGACAAAAUUGGUUUCUCGAUUGAAGAUAAGGAGUUCCUUAGUGUCAUGAACAGUGGCUUUAGGAAAAGUGAGAGUGGAAACUGGAGUGCACCCUUGCCGUUCAAGUCCAAGCGACAAGUAUUGCCAGACAACUAUGAGCAAGCACUGCAACGGGCCAGGAAGUUACGAACAAACUUGAGAAUGAACCCAGACAAAGAGAAACAAUUUUGUGCAUUCAUGGAGAAGAUUUUCCAAAAUGGACACGCUGAGCCAGCUCCACCAUUAAAAACUAAUGAAGAAAAGUGGUACUUACCCAUAUUUGGGGUAUUUCACCCUAAGAAAAGCAAGAUAAGAGUUGUGUUUGACUCGUCAGCAAAGUGUCAAGGUGUGUCGCUGAAUGAUGUUUUGAUGACCGGCCCUGAUUUGACUAACAGUUUGAUUGGUGUGCUCUUGAAGUUCAGGAAGGAAAAGGUCGCGGUAACAGCAGACAUCGAGCAGAUGUUUUUCAACUUCUAUGUGCAUGAGGAAGAUAGGAACUUUUUGCGUUUCUUGUGGUUUCGAGACAAUGACAUUAACAAUGAACUCGUGGAAUUUAGAAUGUGCGUCCACGUGUUUGGCAAUUCACCAUCCCCCGCAGUUGCCACGUUUGGAUUGAGAAAAUCCGCCUGUGAUCAUCAUUCAACAGAAUUGUGCAAUCAAGUGUGUGAACUUGUAAACAAACAUUUUUAUGUUGACGAUGCCUUAGUAUCCUUACCAGAUGCAGAGUCAGCUAUAGAAAUCAUGAAAAAGACUCAGGAUGUUUUGAAACAGAACGGAAAUAUAAGAUUGCAUAAAAUCAGGUCAAAAAGCAGUGAAGUGUUGAAGAGUUUCCCAACCGAGGACUUAUCAGAAGAUGUACUUAGCAUGGACUUCAGUGACCCUGUAAGAAGUCUAGGCCUAUUAUGGGACAUCAAACAAGAUGCAUUUACUUACCAAUUGUUUGAUGAUGUGAAACCGUUUACAAGGAGAGGCAUACUAUCUACAGUAAAUAGCAUAUAUGACCCCUUAGGGUUCAUUGCACCUGUUAUACUAGGAGGCAGACUGGUGUUAAAAAAGGCCAUGAGCAGCACAGUGGACUGGGACGAGCCUCUACCUGAUAACCUGCACACCGAAUGGGAAAAGUGGAGAAUGUCAUUAUCACAUCUAGAGUCACUUAAGAUUCCCAGAAUGUAUGCCAACAUUCAGCAUGCAUGCCAAAGGGAGCUACACACUUUCUGUGAUGCAUCCAAAGAGGCCAUAGGAGUAGCAACUUAUGUCAAGUUGUACGAUAAACAUGGAGAAUCAGAUCAUGGUUUAGUGAUGGGCAAGUCGAAAUUAGCACCACACCACAGUCAUACUAUUCCACGACUAGAACUAUGCGCGGCAGUACUUGGAGUUGAGAUUGCAGAAUUUGUAGCAGAACACCUUAACAUACCCAAAGACGCAUGUUAUUUCUACACGGACAGCAGGGUAGUCCUAGGCUACAUUUUCAACGAAAGUCGUCGAUUUCAUGUCUACGUGGCCAAUAGAGUGGACCGAAUCAGACGAGCUACUUCACCUAGUCAGUGGAACUUUGUAGCAACCGAAAACAAUCCAGCGGACCAGGCAACUCGGUACCAAGAAGCUCACAAAAUAGAAAACAGUAUGUGGCUUAAGGGACCUCCUUUACUACAGUUCAAAGAUCAAGAAUCUUUCAAUCUUAUCAAUCCAGAUGAGGACAAAGAACUCAAGUUAAGCUCAUUCAAAACAGAAGUGAAAGAAAUGGAGGGCAUUGGUUCAGAACGCUUCACCAGAUUUUCAUCAUGGCAUUCUCUAGUGAAAGCCCUAGCCAACAUAAAUAGACUGGCUGCAAGGUUUAGUAAACGGAGUUCUCUGAAAGAUCCUCUAACCCUUUACAAAGAAGCAGAGCAAUUCAUUUUGAAAACUAUUCAACAGGAAUUUUAUUCUAAGGAGUUGAAUUGUUUAUACAGCAACCAGCCAUUGCCAAAGAAUAGUAGUAUCUUACCUCUUUCUCCCAUCCUUGACGAGGAAGGACUAUUGCGAGUUGGUGGGCGUCUGAGAAGAGCCAACCUUCCCACUGGAGAGAAGACACCUAUUCUUAUACCAGGCAAACAUUACAUUGCCACACUACUUGUAAGACACUACCAUGAGUCUAUUUAUCACCAGGGUCGACACCUGACAGAGGGAGCCAUUCGUCGAGCUGGUUAUUGGAUCACAGGUGGCAAGCGUUUAAUCUGCUCUAUGCUCCACAGUUGUGUACCGUGUCGCAAACUUCGAGGUAAAACAGAGUACCAGAAGAUGUCUGAUCUACCCACAGAACGCCUAACACCGAGUCCACCGUUUAGCUAUGUAGGGGUCGACGUAUUUGGACCAUGGACCAUAGUAACCAGAAAGACAAGGGGAGGCAGUGCAAAUUCGAAACGCUGGGCAGUCAUGUUCUCAUGUCUCGUUACACGUGGAGUCCAUAUUGAAGUGAUUGAAGAACUAAGCUCUUCUUCUUUUAUUAAUGCACUGCGCAGAUUCGUAUCUCUCAGGGGACCAGUUGUUGAGUUCAGAUCAGACAGGGGAACUAACUUCGUAGGAGCGACGGAUGAUUUAAAAAUAGAUGUCAUCAAUGUUGAAGAUGGACCAGCACACAGUUUCUUGUUUAACAGCGGAACCGUAUGGAAGUUUAAUGCACCCCAUUCAUCACACAUGGCCGGUGCUUGGGAACGUAUGAUAGGAAUCGCACGCCGCAUCCUUGAUUCCAUGCUGUCCCAUGUCCCUUGCCUUACACAUGAGGUCUUGUGCACCCUCAUGGCUGAAAUAUGCGCAAUCAUGAAUUCAAGACCUCUUGCUGCGGUGUCCACGGAUCCCGAUUCUCCAACAGUUUUAUCGCCGGCAACGAUCCUAACACAAAAGACAGGUCAGCGCGUCGAGCCAUUCCAGCAUUUUGGAGUGAAAGAUAUGAUCAAGUCGCAAUGGCGCCAAGUACAAGUCUUGGCUGAUCAGUUCUGGACACAGUGGAGAGAAAGAUACCUGACCACACUUCAAGCGCGUCAGAAAUGGAACAGCGAACGACCAAGUCUCAAAGAAGGUGACGUUAUACUGAUGAAGGACGCAGAGACCCCCAGGAUACAGUGGCCACUUGGCAUCGUACAACAGUGUUUUGAAAGUGAGGACGGACGAAUUCGAAAAGUGUCACUACGUGUUAUUAAACAUGAGAAACCAGUGCUGUAUACAAGACCUGUAUCAGAGUUGAUUUACUUGUUUAGUGUGUAA
Messenger RNA from Saccostrea cuccullata (small rock oyster), 6162 nucleotides. RefSeq lists its product as uncharacterized. Gene Ontology annotation, biological process: DNA integration. The transcript has a single exon. Lineage: Eukaryota; Metazoa; Mollusca; Bivalvia; Ostreida; Ostreidae. Bases 1 to 6162 code for a protein of 2053 amino acids. Gene Ontology annotation, molecular function: nucleic acid binding. The record is from RefSeq and is a predicted model, not a curated record.